AUGGUAUUCCAAUAUGCUGUGCAUAAGCUAAAUCUUGAUAAAAGUCUUUUGCCUAAUACUCAAGUCGUGCAUCACACACAAUAUAUCACGAAUGACAGUUUUCAGGCAGUACAAAAAGUGUGCAAUCUCAUCCAUAUUGGCGUUCAGGCGAUCUUUAGUCCGUCAAACUCGGCCUUGGCAGCCCAUAUCAAUUCUAUAUGUGCGGAGCUUGAUAUACCAGAUAUAGGAACAGGUCGGUCAACCCAAGAAUUUUCCAUCAAUGUACAUCCAUCAAAGCAAUAUGUAAAUUACGCUUUCAUCGAUGUUAUACAAUAUUUAAAUUGGACAAGGUUUGGAAUUUUAUAUGAAAAGAAUUACGGUAUAUUAGCAUUAAAUCAACUUUCGCGUUCAGUUCAAUCUGAACUGCACAUUCGACAAGUAUCGCCGACAUCGUAUUUUUCAGUUCUAAAGGAAUUUAAACAUAAGGAAAUACACAAUAUAAUUAUUGACACUAAUUCAGCUGAUAUUGCUAUAUUAUUGAAAAAUGUUGAGUGGAAAGGAUUAACAGGUCCCAUACAAUUUAAGGAAGGACAACGAGUUCAAUUCAAAUUGGAUUUGAUCAAAUUAAAGCAACACUCCAUAGUUAAGGUUGGUGAAUGGACGCCCCAAAACCAUUUAAAUAUUACGGAACCAUCAUUAUUCUUCGACACUGGGUCAAUGAAUGUGACAUUAGUUGUUAUCACAAUACUGGAAACGCCUUACGUUAUGAUGCGUUACGGAAAAAACUUUACUGGCAAUGAACGUUUUUAUGGGUUUUGUGUUGAUAUUUUGGAAACAGUAGCACGUGAGGUGGGAUUCGACUACAUAUUGGACUUGGUGCCAGAUCGGAAGUACGGCGCUAAAGAUCCAGAAACUGGCCAGUGGAACGGCAUGGUCGCAGAGCUUAUGAAAUAUAAAGCUGACUUGGCUGUUGGCUCUAUGACUAUUACUUACGCAAGGGAAAGUGUAAUUGAUUUCACUAAGCCAUUUAUGAAUCUAGGUAUUAGCAUAUUAUUUAAGGUCCCAACAACGCAACCAAAUCGAUUAUUUUCAUUUUUGAAUCCAUUGGCUAUCGAAAUAUGGAUCUACGUGAUAGCAGCAUAUUUGCUUGUAUCGUUGACCAUAUAUAUUGUCGCAAAGCUUUCACCUAUGGAAUGGCAAUUUAUUAUUCCAUGUGAUUUAGAGAAUAUAACAAAACGCAAUCAGUUUUCGUUUUCGGAUAGUUUGUGGUUUACAAUUGGAACGUUGAUGCAACAAGGAUCCGAUAUCCAUCCAAAAGCGGUCUCUACUCGUAUUAUUACCAGUAUUUGGGGAUUUUUUUCAUUAAUUAUUGUUGCAUCGUACACUGCCAACUUAGCAGCAUUUUUAACUGUCGAACGAAUGAUGAAUCCUAUAGAAAAUGCUGAUGAUUUAGCAAGCCAAACCGAAAUAUCUUAUGGAACCUUAGAGAGUGGAUCAACAAUGACUUUUUUUCGGGAUUCGAUGAUUGAGACGUACAAAAAAAUGUGGCGAAUAAUGGAUAAUAAAAGGCAGUUGGCAUUUACAACAACUUAUGAAGAUGGCAUACGUCGAGUGAACCAAGGUAACUACGCAUUUUUAAUGGAAUCCACAAUGCUUGACUAUAUCGUUCAACGGGACUGUAAUUUGACACAAAUUGGCGGCUUAUUAGAUACGAAAGGAUAUGGAAUUGCUACACCAAAGGGUUCUCCCUGGCGGGACAAGAUAUCAUUGGCGAUUUUGGAGCUGCAGGAAAAGGGAGAUAUUCAAAUGUUAUACGACAAAUGGUGGAAAAAUACAGAUGAGACGUGCAAACGCAAAAGCAGUAAUAAACAUUCAAAAGCAAAUGCCUUAGGGCUUGAAAGUAUAGGUGGAGUCUUUGUUGUGCUUAUUGCUGGAAUACUGAUUGCCUUCAUAGUCGCAUUAUCCGAGUUUUUAAUAAACUUUCGUAAUCAAGAAAAUACAAAAAGAAAUCACCAAUGCAUCAGUAAUAAAAAUAAUUACAAUACAAGCACUGCAUCAAUUGUUGGAGAUGCGCAGGACGAUUAUAAGCAACCACCACGAUCGUUAUGGGCAGAAGUUUUUGAGGAAUUACGCUUUGCUUUGUGGUGCACUAAUAAACGACAAAAAACCACAGCUUAGAACGUGCUGCGAGAAAUGUCAAAUAAAUAAAUAAUUAAAAUAUAAAAAACAAGUAGUCAAACUUAUAUUUGUUUAUGCAACCAAUUGGAGCUCAAUUAAUUAUUUCACAUUAGCGCAACUUUAUUUGAUAUAUAAUUGUUCACAAUAUAAAAAUUACUUAUAUGAUAUCAAAGCUGUAACUUGUAGGAUUUUAUAAAAUAAAGUCAAUUAUCUUACGCUAAGAUGAGUCUCACUUGCCGCGGACAAAAUAUAAUUUUUAAUUUUGAGUGUUGAAGCAAACGCAAGUCCAUAGUAAUUUAUUGCUUAAUAACUCGGUAUACACAUUUUUAUCGUAGCAGAUAGCUAUCAGCUAUAUCAUCUCAGCGGUUGACUAAUAACGAAUGUACUUUAUGUGUCAAAGAUGCCUCCUUCUACAUGAUACUACAUACAUUUUCUAUACGCAUCAAAUUAUAAUAGCCGAUAUAAUGAUACAUAAACGAAUCUGCAAGCCCUGCUAUUUUCGGAUCGGCCUACUGUCUUGUUAAAUGUAUUCUUUAAUACGAUUGUAUUUAUUCAUAAGUCCUAGAAUUGCAGUCGCUUAAAGUUUAACAUGGUGGUUAUAGUAAUAAUAUAAUAUAGACUAUCAUAUAAUCCUCAUAUCGUUUAAAGCGUUAAAGAUGGGUCUUCUGUUUGUAACACGUAUUUCCGUUCGUCACAAAAAUCCUCUAUGGGUACAAUAUAUACAUAAAUGACUUCAAAUCAAAUUUGUUCAAUUUUAUCCCACAUACUCGUAAUAAAUACUCUACCCUUUCUUGCAAGUAAAUUUUAUUUUAAUUUGAUUACCAAGUAGAUGCUCUAUAUAUUUAAUAGUUAAUCACAUUGCAUAUAUGUAUGUACCUGUACAUUGACAUGUAACAAUUAAGUGCAUAUGUAACAACUGACAUAUGUGUGUAAAUAUUUCCCAGUGAGCUUUUUCGAUAGAAAAAGUAUUUGAUACAGUACUACAUUGAAAAUGUGCAAAAUAUACCAGAUUGUCAGCCAAAGCUACCAAAAAAACCGUCUUCCCCAUACAAAAGUUUUUCUUUAAUAUCUCUUACAUUUUUUAUCUGAUCGCAACCAAAUUUUCAGGAAUCAUAGACAAUAGAUAUUAUGGUCUGGCUAUAAAAUUCAAUUAGUUAUUCAGUUUUUGUCGAUUUGCAGAGGGUGAAGUGGGCGUGGUAAAAAUUUGAAACAAACUUGAUCUGCCUGCAAACAUAACAAGUGUGGACGAAAAAAAAUAAUAUCUCUGUCUCUUAUAGUUUCUGAGAUCUAAGUGUUCAUACGGACAGACGGACAUGGUUAUAUCGUCUCGGUUGUUGACGUCAAGAAUAUAUAUAUAUUUUAUAGGGCCGGUGAUGCCUUCUUAUGCCUGUUAUGUAAAUUUCCUGCCGGCACAAAGUUAUAAUACUCUAUGCAUAGAGGGUGGUAAGCAUUUAUCUAAUUACGGUGGAAAUCAUCUAGUACAUCCUUCAAAUUGGCAGCACCGAGAUGUGUAUAAAAUGUUUCUGAUAACACGUUGAACGUUUUUCAAUUAAUCCGGGCAAACAUUCAAAAAAUAUAAUUUUCUAUAAUUUGUUGCAAUAUUUCAGGUGUGCAGGUUUAAGCUACUGCACGAUAUUUUUAUACCGUUUACAAGUAGAUUAAAAUGUGUUCAACAGACAGAAGGAGGCAUCUGCGACCCCAUAAACAAUAUACAAAUGAAAAAAUAAUAGAAUCGAGCACGCAUAAUUGAAAGCUGAAAAUUUGCUUGCGAUCCUAAAUACAAAAAGUAAGAAAGGCUACUUUCGACUCUGCUUGUCUGUGAGGUAUCCGCUACAACAUUUAAAAUAUACCACAGAGUGCAAAAUAUACCAGAUUUUCAGUCAAAGCUCUUAGUUGCUAGUAAGUAGGCGUAUUUGCCCAUACAAAAGUAUUUCUUUAAUAACUUCGACAAUUUUUAUCUGAUUACAAACUUUUUGGGAUGACAAAGACUGUAGAUAUUAUUGUAUGUCAUAAAAUUCGACUCUAUCUUUAAAAUUACGCUUGUUAUCUAGGUUUGUUUAUUUGUGAGGACGGUAGUGUGCAAAAAUUUGCACACGGGUACAAUCAUUCCUUAUAUUUGGAGUUGUUGAUAUGCUUAAAAAUUUUGACAUUGUAAUUUAUGUAAUUUCAAUUUAAUUAGCUCCAUGUCUUUGGAAUCA
This is a messenger RNA of Drosophila nasuta, 4355 nucleotides long. RefSeq names its product Eye-enriched kainate receptor (gene Ekar). The record is from RefSeq and is a predicted model, not a curated record. The transcript is spliced from 10 exons. Gene Ontology annotation, molecular function: signaling receptor activity; ligand-gated monoatomic ion channel activity. The coding region runs from base 1 to 2157 and encodes 718 amino acids. Gene Ontology annotation, cellular component: membrane. Gene Ontology annotation, biological process: monoatomic ion transport. NCBI's taxonomy places the organism in Eukaryota, Metazoa, Arthropoda, Insecta, Diptera, Drosophilidae.